Molecule: messenger RNA, 1291 nt
Organism: Pygocentrus nattereri (red-bellied piranha)
Lineage: Eukaryota; Metazoa; Chordata; Actinopteri; Characiformes; Serrasalmidae
Product: odorant receptor 131-2-like
Exons: 1
Coding region: 289-1242 (317 amino acids)
Biological process (GO): G protein-coupled receptor signaling pathway
Cellular component (GO): membrane
Molecular function (GO): G protein-coupled receptor activity
Source: RefSeq, a predicted model, not a curated record
AAUUAACACAUCAUCAUCAGUUGCUCUGCAUCUCUGAUCUUGUGAUGUCUCUGUAUAAUAUAAAAGGCAUGUUAAUCUGUCACUGCUCAGAGCUUGAAAGCUUCACAGGGUGCAGCUUCUCAUCUGGGUUCAGCUAAACAUUUUGCACAUGCACCCUCAAAUACACCCUUAACCCUUACAAAGUUGCCUAUACUUUCAAAUGCAGUUUGCUGUUGAUUACUUUAGUCUUUGCUUGCUGACUUUCUAUAGUGUUAUAUAUUAUUACUCUUUGUUUCUGUAAUUUGGUCAAUGGCAGGUACUAAUGAAAGCACCAUGAAUGCAUUUGUUUCUCAGAAUUUCAUUAAGGUGGAGCUGGAUGGAAGCAGUAUACCGAAGCUGGUAGUAGCUAUACUGACUCCUCUGUCUUCAGUUUAUGUAAAUUGUAUCAUGCUCUAUUCUCUUCAGAGUAAGAGUGUUUUUAAAGAAUCUCCACGUUACAUUCUCUUUGCCCACAUGCUUUUCAAUGAUUCUGUAAAUCUCAUUCUCACCUGUUUGUUGUCUGUCUUGGCCCUGGCCUUUUUCAAACUGGCUAAAGCUGUCUGUUCAUUUAUUCUGUUGAUGUCUAUUACAACAUUUCUCAAUGCACCUUUAAACCUGGCUGUGAUGUCACUGGAGCGUUACAUGGCCAUACGCUUUCCUCUAAGACACGCAGAAAUAGCCACUCAGAAAAGGACUUACAUUGCUAUUUGCUUUGUUUGGUUAUUUGGCUCUGCAAAUAUUUUGACUGACAUCAUUUUUGCAGCAGUGAUGGAUCCUAACUUCUUCUACAUGCAGAUGUAUUGCUCUCGUGAGCAGAUCUUCAUAAAACAAUGGCAGCUUGAUUUAUACAAUGGAUGCAACAUCUUUUACUUUGUUUCUGUAACGGUCAUCAUCAUCUUCACCUACAUCAGCAUUAUGAUCACAGCCAGGUCCAUGUCCUCCAAUAAAGACUCUGCUAAGAAAGCCCACAGGACUGUGCUGCUGCACCUCAUUCAGCUGGGCCUGUGUCUCACCUCUUUUAUAUAUGGUUCUAUAGAGAGAGCACUUUAUUUGAUGACUGGUAGUAAUAUUGCUCUCUUUACACACCUGAGAUAUCUUAAUUUUCUCAUUGUUCUGAUUGUACCGCGCUGCCUGAGCCCUCUCAUCUAUGGGCUUAGAGAUGAUGCUGUAAGACCUUUAUUCAAAUAUUAUUUCUGCUGUGGGUCUGCAAAGACUGGGCACUAACGAGAAAAAUUGUAAUGACAAGUAAUAAAACUUUCUCUUUCUACACCUG